Molecule: messenger RNA, 1390 nt
Organism: Drosophila biarmipes
Lineage: Eukaryota; Metazoa; Arthropoda; Insecta; Diptera; Drosophilidae
Gene: Ada
Product: adenosine deaminase-like protein
Exons: 1
Coding region: 69-1076 (335 amino acids)
Biological process (GO): adenosine catabolic process; inosine biosynthetic process
Molecular function (GO): adenosine deaminase activity
Source: RefSeq, a predicted model, not a curated record
UCCCAGCACUGAUGGCACACUGUUGUGAUAAGAAUCCGAUCAAUGGUAUAAUUAUUGCUUAACUGAAAAUGCAAGAAUUUCUGAAAGCACUUCCCAAAGUAGAGCUUCAUGCUCACCUCAACGGCUCCCUGGGCAUCGAAAGUCUGCGUGCUCUUGGCCAGCAUGUGUAUGGAUCCAACUCCCAGAAAUUUUUGGAGCUGAGCGCGCUUCGAUUUCAAAAGGAUUUGGAUGCAUGUUUCGAGACCUUUAAGUUUAUCCACGAGCUGACCUCCACAGCCGAGGGUCUACGAUUCGCCACAGAGCUGGCAGUGCGGGACUUCGCCCAGGAUAACGUGCAGUAUGUGGAACUGAGGACUACUCCCAAGGAGAACGAGAACUAUUCUCGCCGAGAUUACCUGCAGAUCGUGAUCGAUGCGAUCGAGAAAGCAAAGGAAAAGUAUCCGCAAAUACUAGUCAAACUUCUUCCCUCUAUAAAUCGAGCGGAGCCGGUGGCAGUGGCUGAGGAGACCGUUUCUCUGGCUGUGGAGUUGGCCCAAUCCCAUCCAGGUCUUAUCUUAGGCAUAGAUCUGAGCGGUAAUCCAGCUCGUGGAAGCUUCUCCGAGUUUGCUCCCAUCCUCGCCAAGGCUCGCGAAAAGGGUCUUAAACUAGCCAUUCACUGUGCGGAGAUCGACAAUCCUGCAGAGGUCAAGGAAAUGCUGCAGUUUGGAAUGUCCCGCUGCGGACAUGGCACUUUUCUGACCCCCGAGGAUAUUAUCCAGCUCAAACAGCGAAACAUACCCAUCGAAUGCUGCCUGACGAGCAACGUUAAAUCGGGAACAGUGCCCAAUCUGGAGGAGCAUCACCUGAAAAGGAUAAUGGAGGCGGAUGCACCUAAGGUUAUUUGCACGGACGACAGCGGAAUAUUUGACACUACCUUGACGCAGGAGCUUCUGCUGGCCGCAGAAACUUUUGGACUAACACGAGAGCAAUGCAUUAAACUGACACUGGAGGCAGUGCAUCACUCGUUCGCCAGCGACCAGGACAAAAAGGAGAUGGAGGAAAAGGUGGCUAAAUACGUAGCCACCUUGGCAACAUAAGUGAUAGAGAAGGCAUCCCAUUUGACAACCGAUUAUAGUACUCCGCUACUACUAUUACUAAUUCUGAUUCUGAUUUUCCGCCCUUGUGUAUUUAUUUUUUUUAAGUAAAUAUAGCUAUGUAUGUUGAAUCUCUGCCUUCGAACUUAAUCUCUUGAAAAUGUAGUUUCCAAGAACAAAUGUUCCGUUUUUAAUAUCAUUCUUUUUAUUCAAUAUGUAGAAGUAUUUAGUUACAAGUUUUUCAUUAGUUAUGUUCAUCCGUCGUACGUACAUAUGUGGCUAAUAGGUUAUUAUGCAUUUCUUUUCUUUCUCUUUUA